Messenger RNA from Fusarium redolens, 1785 nucleotides. RefSeq names its product mitochondrial carrier domain-containing protein. The record is from RefSeq and is a predicted model, not a curated record. Gene Ontology annotation, biological process: transmembrane transport. Gene Ontology annotation, molecular function: calcium ion binding; ATP transmembrane transporter activity. Lineage: Eukaryota; Fungi; Ascomycota; Sordariomycetes; Hypocreales; Nectriaceae. The coding region runs from base 1 to 1785 and encodes 594 amino acids. The transcript is spliced from 6 exons.
AUGACCGUGACAAACAUUGUGGUGGAAAUCGAAGAGGGGCUUAGGGAGCCCCAGAACUCUCGCGAUGCUCGUGUCGAGAAGCUCUGGGCGAGCCUCGAGCCUGAUCAUACUGGUGAACUUGACCUAAAAGGUCUGCGGAAGGGGCUUCGAAGGAUUGACCAUCCCAUGAAGAAUGCCGACGAUAUGUUAAAACGUAUAAUGGAAGAGGUGGAUCAAAACGGCGAUGGCAAGAUACAAUAUAACGCUUUCAAGAAUGCCGGACUCACACUAUCGAACCGCCGCCUUACCGAGUUCUUUGACGAUAUGGACCUCAACAAUGACGGUUAUGUCACAUUUGACGAAUGGAGAAACUUCCUACUAUUUAUGCCGCCCCACGACCACGACUCCCAACUUCAUGCCGUACUUGACUUUUACUACUCGGUGGUCAGCGUGACUCCAGAAGGAGACACACUUGUGAGCGAGGAAACAUUAGAGGGUCUAGGUACGGACGGCUUCCGCUCUCUUUUCAUCACCCUUUUCGGCUCUCUUCUACGAGUCGCUUUCCCCUACGAUUUCCCAAGACCUAUACCUUCACCCGACCGGACAUCGACUUCCGUCAGUCAAUCCAACACCUCAAAUCCGGAUGAGUCCCCGAACCAGACCGAGAACAUGGCUACCGCGGCCGCAGUCUCAUAUCCCGACUACGAUGAUGCAGCUACCGAGAUAUCACAGGAAGUCGCCGAAACGCUUACACAACACGUCGACGAUGGCACCCAUGGACAUGAACAUGAACACAUCACUGGAGCUUCAACAGCAGUGCACAAGAAGUUUAGACUAACACAAUUUGUACCCGAUCCAGGCUACUUUCUAGCAGGUGCCAUCGCCGGUGGAGUGUCGCGUACGGCUACUGCGCCUCUCGAUCGGCUGAAGGUCUAUCUGCUUGUGAACACGUCCAGUCGUACUGAGACCGCGGGUGCAGCGUUUCGACAAGGUCGUCCUAUCGCUGCUUUGAAAAAUGCAGCAAAACCGUUUGGCGACGCUUUUCGAGAUCUUGUUCGCUCAGGGGGUGUUCGAAGUCUUUUUGCUGGAAACGGACUCAAUGUCAUCAAAAUCAUGCCGGAGACGGCCAUCAAAUUUGGCUCAUAUGAAGCGGCAAAACGCGCGCUUGCCAAUUUCGAGGGCCAUGGUGAUCCGAAGCAUCUCAGCUCGUGGUCAAAAUUUGCCUCAGGUGGCUUUGCUGGCAUGAUAGCACAGGCUUCGGUUUACCCGCUUGAUACCCUCAAGUUCCGCCUACAAUGUGAGACUGUCAAGGACGGUCUUCAAGGUGCAGCUUUGGUUCGCCAGACCGCUGCGAAAAUGUACGCAGAUGGUGGUGUGCGUGCCUGCUAUCGAGGUCUGACCAUGGGACUUGUGGGAAUGUUUCCCUACAGUGCUAUCGACAUGGGCACUUUUGAACUACUAAAAAAGUCCUACAAGUCGUACUAUGCUCGAAAGAACAAUGUCCACGAAGACGAUGUCAAGCCGGGAAACAUUGCCACAGGGAUCAUCGGCGCCACAUCUGGAGCAUUUGGAGCCAGCGUUGUCUACCCCCUGAACGUGGUGCGAACACGACUUCAAACCCAGGGCACGGCCAUGCAUCCGGCAACAUAUACUGGUAUCUGGGACGUAACGAAGAAAACGAUUCAGCGAGAAGGCUAUCGCGGCUUGUACAAGGGCCUUACACCCAACCUUUUGAAGGUUGCUCCCGCCCUAAGUAUCACUUGGGUCGUGUACGAGAAUUCGAAGAGAAUUCUUGGAUUGAGCUAG